Molecule: messenger RNA, 2319 nt
Organism: Myripristis murdjan (pinecone soldierfish)
Lineage: Eukaryota; Metazoa; Chordata; Actinopteri; Holocentriformes; Holocentridae
Gene: sycp2l
Product: synaptonemal complex protein 2-like
Exons: 28
Coding region: 56-2200 (714 amino acids)
Source: RefSeq, a predicted model, not a curated record
CAAACAGCAGAACCAGCAGAACAAACAGCAGAACAAACAGCAGAACCAGCAGAACAUGAUGGAGCUGAGUGUGGACGAGUGCUGGCGCCGCGGCGACUCUUCUUCUCUGGUGGCUCUGAUGUACAGGGAGGGCCUGUCGGCCUCGCUGGUGACCAGACUGCACCGGCACGUUACCAAGGAGUUGCACCGGGCCGGCUUCAGCGGCGUCGGCGUGCUGAUGAAGGCGCUGGGAAUCGUGUCGGAGCGAGACGACGACCUGCAGCUGCUGCUGACACACGGACUGGGAACCAAGGUGCUACUGUGGUUUGAAACGCUACGUGGCCUCCUGACCUCUGACCUCCACAGAGACUCCGCCCCCCUGCUGAGCCUGAUGGAGCAGUUCUAUGACUAUUUCCUGCUGCUGGCUCCAGCCUCUCUCCAAGCACCUGUCUCUCUGCUCUUGGUGUUAUUGGUCCAGUUGGCUCGGUUGGUUCUGGAACCAGGAAUCAUAUUUAGACUUAGACUGGAGGCCAUCCGGACGUACAACAGCAUCCUGGAGUCUCUGAGCAGAGAGCAGAGGAGACAAAUUCAGACGGACACAAACCAGUGUAACAUACUAGAUCAGAUGGCUGCAGCUGUCCUGAUUGUGGGAGACUACGAGCUGCAGGUUAGCCUAUCAGAGGCCUUGUGUCGUCUGACACCCAGGAAGGACAGAGAGCAGAGAGCCAAUCAGUGGUUUUGUAGCCGUGACAUCAGCGGCGCCUUCUGCAACAUCAGAGAUGGAGACUUUGAGGUGGACUGUCGACGCUUCCUAAACUCGGUCAACUGUUACCGUGGAAACGAGAGGAGGGUUUACACGUUUCCUUGCCUCAGAGUGUUUCUGGGCUCCACGGAGCUGCUCCGCCCUCAGGAUGACAAGCUGGACGAGUUCUGGAUCGACUUCAACCUCGAAUCCCAGCGAGUCAGUUUCUUCAUCGACGAGCCGGAGGGUUACCUCUGGGGGGCCAUCCACCUGCUGAAACAGGAAGUAAAUCAUUACAGCCUCCACUGUAAAAAAAACGAAUCCAGUGAAGACGAGACAAUCCUGACCAUCCAUCUGAUCAAUCCCAUCAUGCACCACAACAGUGCAGCUCAGACGGUUGAAAUGUGGUUCAGUUGUGAGCAUCACAGUCAGCUGGAGGAAGCUGCUGGCCACGUCCUGAAGUCCAGACUGACGCUUCAGAACCGGCUGAGUGCAGCAACAGAGGAACAGGCCUGGUUGCCAGGGAAACCAGUCGCCAUAGAAACCUCUGCAGAUGUCCAAACUGUCUCCAGUCCAGAGAUCCUGAUGUUUGAGAAGAAUCCUGAGACACCGGAGAGGACCCCUCAUGUUGUGGGGGGGCGGGGCCCUGUCCAGGCCGCCUCCCCCUUUGCAGUCAAAUCGAGCAGGAGAUGCUACAUCAGCAAGAAGCCCAAAGCCCAGAGCCACCUGAGGAUUCUGCCUCUAUCAUCCCCUAGCAGUGGAGAGGACUGUCCUAUUACCAAGACUCCAGGCAGAAGCACAGCAGAGUUUCUGUUUGACCAGAUCAGAUCUUCCACCCCUGAACCCAGAUCAGAUCCUGCAGACAUGGAUUCAGGUGUACAGGUGGCGCUAGAGAGCUCACAGGAACAGGAAGGGGAAAUUGAACAGGAAGUUGAAUGUGGAGAGCCGGCAGUCUUCAGCGUUGGGAGGAAGAGAGCAGCUCCAAACACAGGAGCUGCUGAGCAGCAGCUGGCCCAGAGGAGGAGGGCGGAGUCUAAACCAGAAGGGGAGGGGCCUCAUUUGGCAUUGAAAGAGUUGCCAGCUGAGGGGACAGAGUCAGAGGAGGAGUUGAGAUCAGGCAUCAUGGCUGCCUUCAAAACCUUUAAAACCCAACUGCAAGAACACUUCACUGGUAGUUGGAAGAAGGUUGAAGCUGAGGUUGUUCAGUCCCUGAGCGAACAUCCACAACACUUCUCCUCCCUCCUCAGAGCUGUCCAUCACCACAGGUUGCUCCUGCUGCAGAGGUUUGAGAAGAAGGUUGCCAAUCAGAUUAAUCAGCUGGUGGAAAACUUAAUGAGCCUGAAUUCUAUUGAGACAGAAGUACUGUCCAAAGUUCAGUCUUUCAGGACCUUCUGUGAUAAACAGCUGCUCAGGUUGAAAUCAUUGGAAGAUGAAGACAUGAAGGAUGAGGAAGAGGAGGAGCUGCCAUCCACAUUAUAAAGGCAGAGGAAUGAUUAAGGGCACAUGUUAAAAAUAUUUCUUUUCAUUUCAAAAUCUGUACAUUUUCUGUCAGCCUUGUAGUUUUCGUUACAUGUAAAAUAAACACUGAUGUCACAGCA